This is a messenger RNA of Penaeus chinensis, 2069 nucleotides long. RefSeq names its product venom serine protease 34-like. The record is from RefSeq and is a predicted model, not a curated record. The transcript is spliced from 17 exons. Gene Ontology annotation, biological process: proteolysis. Gene Ontology annotation, molecular function: serine-type endopeptidase activity. Lineage: Eukaryota; Metazoa; Arthropoda; Malacostraca; Decapoda; Penaeidae. Bases 1 to 1758 code for a protein of 585 amino acids.
AUGGCUGUGAUGACUAGACCGGUCGCCAUGAUGCGGGUGGGUGCUGGGGAGAAGCUCCUGUCCAGCCUCUCAAAGAUAGAUCCACUUAAGAGGCUAAAGAACUUUCGAAAGUGUUUUGCACAACUAUUGUGUUCAUUUAGAUGGAAGGAGCUAGAAACAUUCGGUGAAAAAAAAUUUGGCAGUUUGAUUGUUGAGAACUUAGAUGCCUCAAAGGUCAUUGGUCACCAUUGUGUCAAAUUUCUUUUAGCCAGUGAUUGCCAAUAUUUUGCAAAACUUAUCCUGAACAUCACAUAUUCUCCUUUAAAAAGGAUCAUGUCAGGAAGGGUACGGGUUGUUGGAGGCUUGCGAGAAAAGGCUCUCGGUUCUGGAGCUGGAAAGCACGUGGAAAUGCUGGAGAGUGUAGCGGGUUUCCCGACGAAAGCUCGUGCAAAUGCAACCGAAACCAUGGCGGACAGAGUGCGACCGUUGCUGCUGACACUAACAUUUCAGGUUUCAGCAGCUAUCCUCUGGAAUAGUAAUUACUACAGCACUUCUAAUCAACAGCCCGGGUAUAAUCGGUUCACCGUGUUCCUUGCUCCCCCGUCGUAUCCAAACCCAUACGAAGCCUUCACUUUCUGCUCGUGGAUGAUCUAUAGUACAACCGGGAACAGCCUGACCCUCACUUGCCAAGUGUUUGACCUGCAGCCGAGCGGACAAUGUGGCACAGGAGCGUAUUUUUCCGUUGACGACGGCCUUCAAAAUACGCGGAGCAUGCUGACGUCAGCAUACCAUUCACAGCUGAAUCAACUGAGAGGGGCGACCGGGAGUUCUGCGGAGGUAACGCUGCCCCUCAACAGGUUACCUCGUCGAGUUCCUUCCUCAGCGUGCUAUUCUGGAGCGGCUCGGGCGGGGGCAGGAACCUACACGGGCUUCUACUGCACUGUAUCGCUUCUCUCGUCGAUUUCCCCUACCUUGCCGCCAGGAGUAAUUACUACGCCGUCUACUACUACAUGUCGUUGCGGACGCCGGGGCUCGGGGGCUCGCGUGGUUGGGGGCGAGAAUGCCUCGCUGCACGAAUUUCCUUGGCAGGCGCUUGUCAUCUUGCCCAACGACAACAGCUUCUGUGGCGGCGCCCUCAUCAACGAGCGCUUCGUCCUCACCGUCGCUCACUGCCUCCUCCCGCCGGAGUUACCAACCGGUUCGUUGCCGGAGGUGGUGUUGGGCGAGCACGACCGCAGCACGACCUCCGAGACAAGCAUAACUCGGAGGGUGAAGGUGAAGCGCCUGUGGCCGCACGAGAACUACGACGAAGGGACGUCUCGCGACAACGACAUCGGCCUUAUCGAACUCGAGGAGGACGUGGUCUUCGACAGGGUGGAAAUAGCGCCGGCGUGUCCACCCGAGGCCAGUAACAGCUAUGAAAAUGUGGAUGCUGUGAUUACUGGCUGGGGUUUAGACGAUAGCGGCCAACUCCCCAAUAUACUCCAGAAGGCAGAGAUAAGAGCAAUCCCCUUAGCCACAUGCAGGGCCCAGUACUCCAGCAGCGCCAUCUCCAACAACAUGAUCUGUGCGGGGGCGGCUGGGCGAGAUUCCUGUUUGAGUGACAGCGGCGGCCCACUGAUAACCUUCAACGGAGCUUCGUGGACCCUGAUAGGCCUCGCUUCCUUCGGCCCUGUGCCCUGUGGCGACCCCGACCGCUUCGGAGUCUACACCAGAGUAGGGAAUUACAUUCCCUGGAUAAUCAACAAAAUAGGCAACGCUCGCACAUGUCUGCCGUGAACCACCAUUAUCUGUUGAUUGUGCUCGUCGAAUAAACAGGGUCGUCAAGAGGCAGUUAAUUAAUUAUGUGUUUCUAUCGUUAUUUCUGUUUAUAAGAGACCAAACUGUGUCUUUGAUCGUAUGAAGGCGAUAAAGGGAAUGGAAAAUUAGAAAAAAAAUAUAUAUUUCACCUUAAUUGUCUCUUGGCAUCAGUCCUGUGAAAUCACUUGUUAUCUCUGUCGUACUGUUUCAUCUGAAAUGUUUUAGAUAUCUUUUACACAAUUGUUGUAAUAUCCUUUAUGUACAAGAUUUAAUAAAGUAUCCCUGAUAAA